AACGAAAGAGCCUACUGGUUUUUGAAUUUGAAUACCUUAAGAGACCCAAAAAGAAAAACAAAUAAGUUUUUUUGGUUCUUGUCAGGGAGAGAUUAUUAAACUAACCGCACACAUCGCGCGCUCUUCUUCUUCUUUUUCUCCUCUCUCUCUCUCUCCACUCCAAUUCGUAGGGUUUCAAAAUUCACGUUUCAGAUCUUAAACCCUAGCCCUAAUCCACUCGCCAUGGGUGAACACGACGGAGGGUUUUCGUCCAUUCCCAGAUCCGACUUAAAGAUCGGAGACAACGAAUUGGAUGAGAAACAGAAGUUGAGUCAAAUUGGACGUGUUGACACAAUUAUAGAUUCAGGUAACACUGUUCAUGCUUCUAAAGACACUGAAAAGGCCAAUGAAAUGCCUCAAGUUUGUAAUAAGAUGUUGAGUCAAGAGGUCAAGACAGGAGGAGCUUUGGUUAAGAGAAAUGUAGCUGAGUCCGGGAGUUCCAGCAGCUGCUUGAAUGAUGCUUUAUCCUCGGUUUGCUCCUCCAGGAGAGGCGAUAAUAAGCCUGGUUCAGCUGAUGUUAACUCAGAGUGUGGGAGUUGUUCCAAUAAUGUCCCUGUUGAGGCAAGUGAUCCAAUGAAGCUGUGGGAAGCGAUGAAACAGAACGGGUUUCUUUCUAACCCGCACGGCAGCGGGGUUUCAGGGACGUCAAGCAGCUGCGUCGUCUCGUCUUCUCAUGGAGGUAUACCUGCUCCGAGGAAACGUGGUCGCAAAAGCAAGUAUAAUAAUGACGCCGCGAUGGUGGUGAAGAAGAGAAAGAUAGAGGUUGCGAGGAAGGAGGAGGUUGACAGGUUUGCUAGGCUAGCUGCUCCUAGUGGAUUGCUCAAUGAGCUGAACCCUGGGAUUAUAAACCACGUUAGAAACAAGAAGCAAGUGCUUUCCAUCAUCCGAAGCAUUGUCAAGUCUGAUAAAGAUUCUGGAAACUAUCACCACUCAGUGAGGCUUAAUAAUACUACAGUUGCGGGUUCUAGGAAGGACUUGGAUGAUGUGAACACUGGUGCCUCUAGAUCUGGUUUUAACCAAGGAUUCAAGUGUGGCAUCAUGCCAGAAGAUAACUACUCCAUGCACUACCACGAGGAGAAAGGCACAGAUGGUGAAGAGAACAGCAAGUUCUCGGGAAAUGCCAGUUCCUUGUCUAGCGAAGACGCAGCGAGUUUGAACCGUGAUAGUGUUCUCACUGUCAAAGCGGCUACAGUCGCGUCUCAGUGGUUGGAACUGCUUCAUCAAGACAUCAAAUGCCGUGUUUCCGCUCUUCGCCGUAGCAAGAAGAGGGUUCGAGCAGUUGUGACGACAGAACUACCUUUCUUAAUAAGUAAAGAGUUCCCAGCUGAUCAGGAGAAUGAUCCAAGUGUACUCUUCACUGGAGCUUCGAGGGCUUCAACGGUGGAUAACCACAAGAACAGAUGGAUGGCGCUUUUUAAACAACUCGAGCAAACUCUAUCUGAAGAAGAGAAACAAUUGGAGAGCUGGUUAAGCAAAGUGAGAGAGCUGCAAUCACAUUGCGACCAAGGUCUGCAACACUUGAGCUUGAGUUCUGGUCAGAACUUCUUACAGUUAGGAAUGCCAUUGUACUCUAGAGCUGCGGAUGCACUGAUAUCAGACAAGGAUUUAGCCGUUAGAGCAGCCGCAGCCUCCAUAUAUUCCACCUGCAAUUUUCUUGCAUCAGAGGAGAACAUAGCCUGUACCUGAACUCCUCUAAAACUUCUGACCAGUUUCUGAUUCAAUUUUUUAGUUGACAACCUUUUCUCAGUUACUUUAGUGUGUAAGCUUUUAAUAGCAAAGUUUCUUUGUAUGUGCAUCUGUAACACUAGGAGCAUUGCUCACCACUCUUGUCUUUUCUUCUUCUAUAGAUUUAUUUUCUCUGCAAUAAGAACCCUUGUAUGCUGAAUUUGUUAACACCUGAAAGUUAUAGACUUGCCUUGUGUUGAAUAAUAUUGCAUUGAAUCA
Molecule: messenger RNA, 1983 nt
Organism: Raphanus sativus (radish)
Lineage: Eukaryota; Viridiplantae; Streptophyta; Magnoliopsida; Brassicales; Brassicaceae
Exons: 7
Coding region: 223-1725 (500 amino acids)
Source: RefSeq, a predicted model, not a curated record